Suillus subalutaceus is the source of this 750-nucleotide messenger RNA. RefSeq lists its product as uncharacterized. NCBI's taxonomy places the organism in Eukaryota, Fungi, Basidiomycota, Agaricomycetes, Boletales, Suillaceae. Bases 1 to 750 code for a protein of 249 amino acids. The record is from RefSeq and is a predicted model, not a curated record. The transcript is spliced from 3 exons.
AUGCCUGCUGCUACCGCUUCUUCUAUUCCUUCUCUUGCCUCUCUCAAGGGCCCUGUUGACGAAAUAUAUCAUCCCUUCGGCCAUCUCUACACGCGCAUAGCUGCGUUCGUCAGCACACAAGAUCGUCCUUCUGUCGGCAUGAUCGAGCAAAGCCUUUGCCAUCACCUCCAGAUGCUGCUUACCGAAUAUUACCGACUCAUUGCCGUUCUAGAGUCUCAGAUGGGCAACACAUUCAACUCAGCUCCAGGCUCGCAAUCGGAUACUGUAGCAGGAGAGGAGACUGGCCUCACCCUUAAACGCCUCGAUGUUUGGAUAACAGAAUGGCGUCUCCGUAUGCGCAUGAUGAGCGUUUGUGUCAAGGGUGCCUGCGAUGUUUAUCAGGUACAGUUGUCACGAUUCGGAUUGGGUAGCAACGAGGGAGAAGAUGAGCAAUACGGGCGGAACGAUAUCGCAGGAUUGGAACACAGUAUCGACGGCGCAUACAGCACCGCCUCUGCUCGCCUGUUUGAAGUCUUCACAGAGAAAUUCCACCUCCUCGACUCUGCCGCUCUUACAGCGCAGCUCACGGAAAUUACAAUCCACCAAUCCCUCUCCCCACAUCCAAACAUCGUCACACUUCACCGUACAGAGAGCAAGACUCCUCCUACACCCUCGCUUCUCGCCACUCUUGCUACAAUGAGCAAUUUGUUUAGCUUCAAAAUAAGUGUCUUCGUCAUUUACUUUUUCCAUGGUCAAUGCCCAAGCUACUGA